CCACAUCUCGAAGAUGAUAAGAGCGUUGCGGGGUGCUUCAGAAACCAUCGCCAGCUCCCGAGCCUCCAAGCUUGUUUGCUUGCCUUUCUAAGACCUAGGAAUAUCCAACGAACACCACCCCCUCCGCCUUCUCCAUCAUGUGUCGACCCAAAGUGCGCGAUGCAUCUUACCAUGACAUUCCGCAGAUCGCCGAGUCCUUGGCCCAGGCCUUUUGGGACGACAACAUGCUCGGGGACCUCGUGCACCCGCACCGCGACGAGUUCCCCGACGACAUGAAGCUCUACUGGCUGCGCAGUGCGCGGGUCAACUGGUGGGACUGGCGCUGGAAGUUCCUCGUGGCCGUCCAUCAGGAUGAGGAGACGGGGCGGGAGAUUGUCGUGGGUUGUGCGCAGUGGACGCGCCUGGGAAAUGGAGGGAAAAAGAUGGAGCUCUGGAAGCUCGACCCUCGCAACCUCCUCAAACCGGCAUCCAAAGUCGCCAUGAAGAUCCACAAGCGCCUCUGGCCCAACCGCGCCGCGGACCCACCACAAGAGGACAUCCUGGAUCGAGCCCACCCGCACUUUGAGCAUAUGUACACAGGCGAGCGGGCUGAGUGCUGGUACCUGAGCUGGCUCGGCGUGCACCCGGACUAUCAGGGCCAGGGCUUUGGUCGCGAGCUCGUGCGGUGGGGUCUGGACAGGGCCGAGGCGGAGGGCGCGUGGGCCUCUGUGAUCGCCUCCAAGGGCAAGGACCCAUUCUAUAGGAAGUGUGGGUUUGAGUUCAUCGAGGGGAGCGGCGGCAUGGGGGAGGGGAACCCGCUGGCUGAUGUGGAGGGGGCCAAUAUGCACUGGAAGACGCCGGAUGGGAAGAAGCGUGUGUGAAUGACGAGAUGUGACGUGUUGGAAUUUUGAGGGAAGAGAACAAGUUGUCUAUGGCUUAGGGAGAGUUGCUCACAAAUC
Cryphonectria parasitica EP155 is the source of this 938-nucleotide messenger RNA. RefSeq names its product acyl-CoA N-acyltransferase. The record is from RefSeq and is a predicted model, not a curated record. NCBI's taxonomy places the organism in Eukaryota, Fungi, Ascomycota, Sordariomycetes, Diaporthales, Cryphonectriaceae. The transcript is spliced from 2 exons. Gene Ontology annotation, molecular function: acyltransferase activity, transferring groups other than amino-acyl groups. The coding region runs from base 138 to 860 and encodes 240 amino acids.